CUCUCUACAGGCGAAACAGGUUUUAUUCACCGUAUGGACAACAUUUCUAUCAAUAUGAUUUUCACACUUUCUAGCCUUAAGGAAUCAAAAGCAAACAAAUAUAUAUACUUUGUUUUUAUUUUAUUUGUCUAUUUUUUAAUUAUUUUAUUUAAUCUGACUCUGAUUGUGACAAUUAUUCUAGAGAGAGCACUGCAUGAGCCCAUGUACAUCUUCCUGUGUAACCUGUGCUUCAAUGGUUUGUAUGGGACAGCUGGUUUCUACCCUAAAUUCCUGUCUGAUUUGAUUAAUGACAAUUAUCUUAUCUCAUACAAUGGUUGUGUACUGCAAAUAUUUGUAAUCUAUGGUUAUGUAAUGUGUGAAUUUGCAACUUUAAUGAUAAUGGCGUAUGACAGGUUUGUUGCAAUAUGCAAACCAUUGAACUAUCACGCCAUAAUGACACCAACAAAUACUGGCAGAUUAAUUUUAUCUUCGUGGUUGUUUACCUUGACUACUGUGAUCACUGCAAUUACGUUAACAAGGAGGUUGGAAUUGUGUGGGUCCCACAUUGAUAAAUCCUACUGUGACAACUGGUCAGUUGUGAAACUGUCUUGUGUACCAACUACAAUUAAUAAUGUGUUUGGAUAUAUUUUAAUACUUUCAUUAAUAGCUCAUGCUGUUUUUAUUUUGUUUUCUUAUAUGAAAUUGAUCAAUGCAUGCAUAAAAUCACAGGAAAACAAGAAAAUAUUUAUGAAGACCUGUUUACCACAUUUACUUUCAUUAAUAAACUUUACGGUGGCUAUUCUUUUUGACACAUUGUUCAGUCGCUAUGGAUCAAGGGAUUUCCCACAAAGUUUACGUGACUUCCUGCAGCUGGAGUUUCUAAUAAUUCCUCCUCUUUUAAAUCCCAUUAUAUACGGGCUGAAACUGACCGAGUUGCGUUUCACUGUUGUAGCUCAAGGAAGGGUGGUACUGGAGCUUCUCCACCACGUUUAUCUUGUCAUGUACCGGCGGCAGUGUAGUGUAAUGGUGAAGGAGCUGGUCUUGUAACCUAAAGGUCACAGGUUCGAAUCCCAGGUAGGACAUUACUGGAAUUGCUUCUGCGCAAUGCUUCUGUAUAAAUGGAUGUGAUGUAAAUGCUACGUAAAACCUGUGUUAAUUAAAGUCGCUAAAUGCCUGUAAUGUAAUGUACCUUCAGCAUUCACAGACCUGCAGGACCCUGGGCAGCGUCAGCCCCACUCGCAGAAAUGGUGACAGCACGGCCAUUAAUCACAGCCUGCUACCCACUGUCUAAUUGUUGAGUUCUGUAAAAGGCCUAACUCUCAGACCUAGAAGAGGAGGACCCCAGGUUCCUGGGUCUCCAGAGGUCCCCAACUGCUCCUGGUGUCUUGGCCUUCCCUGCCUACCAUUGCAGGCAUUGGACAUUUUACUGCGUAUUCCAUUCUGUAACUCAGCACAUCCUACCAAGCUUUAUAAUCUAAUAAUACUUUUAGAGCCAUGUUGUCCAGCUAACUCAACAAAGCUGGCUAAUUUGAUUCUAAUUAUAAUUUCACUUUUUCUGUACAAAGCUGAAUAAUUUUUGUUUUUUUAAUGAAAACCAAUUUGUUUAUUAGCAUGUACUUAGCUGAAUGCCAUGUUUAACUGAAUGUGAUUUGCAAGGAUUUAGAUUUGGCAUUCUGCCAUCAAAAAAUUGCACACAUUUCCUGAUGUAAGGAAUACACAAAGAUUCUCUGUGAGCUGCACUCACACGCAUGGGGGAAGCUGUGGCUCGUUGCCAAAUAAUCACAGCUGUCAGCCAUUGCUUAAUUGCUGAGUUCUGUGAAAGGUCUAACUCUCAGACCAAGAAGCAGAAGGGCCCAGCCACAGCCAAACCCAAUUUCCCUGGUCUCCAGUCAUUUUGUCAAAGCUUAGCAGGUCUCUAAAGUCCUCCCCGCCCACCACUGCUGGGCCUCCCAGAGGGCCUCUCACCAACUGCCAACGCGAAGCUUCCAGAAAAUCCUCCCCACGCACCACUGCUGGGCCUCUCACCAACUGCCACCGUGAAGCUUCCGGAAAGUCCUUUAUCAACCACCACCGCGGCCCUUCUUGAGGGCAUGGGCGUUUGCUUUGUUGUUUCCUUUCUGUACAGUUUGGUUUACUAUUGUUAAGACAAUCAAUCAGCCAUUGCACGGAGUGCACACCAAAAAAAAAUUCUCAACAAAAACAUGUUUUCAGCGUGCAAAAAAGUUACUCCCCCAUCAUGCAAAGCACUGUCUAUAAGACAUUAAUGAAAACUUGCAAAAUCUAGGUCUACUGUUAAAAGAAUUGAUAUCAAAUUGAGGCCAAGUUACA
Anguilla anguilla (European eel) is the source of this 2307-nucleotide messenger RNA. Its product is annotated as olfactory receptor 2G3-like. The record is from RefSeq and is a predicted model, not a curated record. Gene Ontology annotation, cellular component: membrane. Gene Ontology annotation, molecular function: olfactory receptor activity; G protein-coupled receptor activity. Gene Ontology annotation, biological process: G protein-coupled receptor signaling pathway. The transcript has 3 exons. NCBI's taxonomy places the organism in Eukaryota, Metazoa, Chordata, Actinopteri, Anguilliformes, Anguillidae. The coding region runs from base 34 to 1026 and encodes 330 amino acids.